Messenger RNA from Melampsora larici-populina 98AG31, 888 nucleotides. RefSeq lists its product as uncharacterized. Gene Ontology annotation, cellular component: plasma membrane; endoplasmic reticulum. Gene Ontology annotation, molecular function: monoatomic ion channel activity. Lineage: Eukaryota; Fungi; Basidiomycota; Pucciniomycetes; Pucciniales; Melampsoraceae. The transcript has 6 exons. Gene Ontology annotation, biological process: monoatomic ion transport. The record is from RefSeq and is a predicted model, not a curated record. Bases 1 to 888 code for a protein of 295 amino acids.
AUGUCUAAUAACGUCAUCUCUACUAAUCCUACAGUAGCUAAUAUAGAUAUCACUACUGCAGGAAGUAAUUUCUUGUGGUGGGUAUUCGCAAUGAUGAUCACUAGUGCUCUUGGUUUGACAGCUUAUUCUCUUACACUUAAUCCGGCUCGUCGAGCUUUUCAUUUUCUUGGAGUCGCUAUUCUUUUUACUGCCUCUAUUGCUUAUUUCUCAAUGGCUUCUGAUUUAGGAGCUACUCCAAUCUUGGUGGAAUUUGUUCGUAAUCAAGGUGAUUUGGCUACUGGAUUUGUUGCACCUACAAGGUCAAUUUGGUAUGUUCGAUACAUAGAUUGGGUGAUCACCACACCACUUUUACUUUUGACUUUAUUACUCAGUACUGGAAUGCCUUUAUCUGGAAUCUUUGCUACUAUCUUCUUUGAUAUCAUAAUGAUUGUUACUGGACUUGUUGGAGCUUUAGUACACUCUUCUUACAAAUGGGGUUACUUUGCUUUCGGUUGUCUUGCAAUGCUUUAUGUUUUCUGGACUUUGAUUGGUCCUGCUCGUUUAGCUGCCAAAGCAUUAGGAGAUGAUAAUCAUCAAGCAUACAUCAAAGGAGCUCUUAGUCUUUCAUUCUUAUGGAUGCUUUACCCAAUUGCAUGGGGUUUAUGUGAUGGUGGAAAUGUGAUUAGUGUGAAUGGAGAGAUGAUCUUCUAUGGUAUCCUUGAUGUCCUUGCUAAACCUGGAUUCAUCUUCUUACACCUUUAUUCGAUUCGUAAUAUUGAUUAUGAUCGAUUCGGAUUAGAAUCAGGUCAUCGUACCAUCGGUCAAGCUGUAAGUCGUCAAAUCCUUCUGAUAACCCUUCUAGAAAACCCCUUUCUGACUCAACUUUUUGUAUACUAUGCGGUCUCAUAG